Molecule: messenger RNA, 7095 nt
Organism: Prorocentrum cordatum
Lineage: Eukaryota; Dinophyceae; Prorocentrales; Prorocentraceae
Source: the annotation of a GenBank genome assembly
AUGGUCCACGAGCGCAAGUUGCGUGUCCACGGCAUCUUCACCGACUUCGACCCCCUUCGCCGGGGGUUCUGCUCCAUGUCGCACGUCAGGACAGUCUGCACCUACCUGAACGUCCUCCUGGAGGAGCGAGAGUUCGAAUCCUUGAAGCGGCUCUAUUGCGUCUCCAACUGGGACAAGGAUGAUUUCAACUACCGCAGCUUCAGCAAUGACGUGAACGAGUUGCCCCUGUACCCGAACGCAAGCACGGCGCUGUCGACCCCCGAGGACUUCGCAGACUCCCCGGCCGGCGGGCGGCCGCCCCCGCGGCCGCAUUCCGGUGUUUCCCGGCCCAGGCCCCUCUCGGCGCGGGCCGGGCACGCCCUGGGGCGGCCAGCCGACCCCGAGGAGCUGAAGGUGAUCCUCGGGAAGAUCUGCAAGCACAUUCGCGAGAGGCGCCACGAGCUCGUCCCUUUCUUCCGGGACGCCUUCCGGGAAUUCGACAAGCCCAACCGCGGGCUCAUGACGCUGACCCAGUUCCAGCGCGUCAUGAACGUCCAGGCCCUGCCGCUGGUCGACGUGGAGCUGCGGAUCCUCUGCCAGGCCUUCGGGGGCCCGUCGCCGCAGUCCCUCUUCAGGUGCCACGAUUUCGUGGAGGCGCUGGAGAAGGUCUUGGACGAGCAGUCGGAGGAGCAGCUGAAGCAGCGCCAGAGCUGGGGCGCCGCGCCGAGUGCGCUUUUCGGAAGCCCGACGGCGGUGCCACCGGAGCGCUGGUGCAGCCGUAGGCUGUACUUGGUGCGAUCUGCCACGAGCGACCGGCAGCGGCUCCCUUACGGGCACCGCGGGCGGUCGAAGAACUGGUACGACAGGCACUACAGCUACCAAUCGUUCGUGCUGGACGCAUUGCGGAGCCGCCCAGAGGAAGAGGUAGGCCGCGAGCGCACCCUUUCUUAUGCCAUCCAUUGCGUCAGGGGCGACGCAACCAACUCGGCCGUGGGAUUCCAUUGCAGUAAGGCGCAUUCCUGCGACGUGUUCACUCUGUUCCGCCAUCCAGGGCUUCCUGCUGGUUGUUCAAAAGAUGAUCCCCAGGGCCGCGUGACCGAUCCCCCGGAGGGAGACAGGACCUGGAUCGAGCUGUCCGAAUCUGGCGAGUAUUCGUUCAUGCCAGAGCCGGGCGCCAAGGCCAUGGCGAAGCUCAAGGGCAAGCCCAAAAAGCUCGAAGGCGAACAGGAACGAGAGGAGCCAAACACUGACACGGAGACCGCCUUGGUGGAGGUCGCAACUGAUAGCUUGAGCUUGCUGGAUACGGACGACGCCUAUCAGGAGCGGCUGUCGAAGUGGGUUAAGAGCGCAGAUGCAGCAUUGCACUCGGCUGGGUUUUGGCAGGAUUUGGUCAUAAAGCACGUUAGCCGCGGCCCGAUCACCAUCAUGCAUUUCUGGAUGCAGAAGCAGGCCGAGAAAUCAAAGCGAGCAGGGGCUGGCGUCAUGUUUGAUUUGGUGCAUUCGCAAGUCGAUAAAGUUCUUCGUGAUUUCGAUGUACUCGUCCAGGCAAACCCAUCGGAUAUUUGGCACGAUCUUUUCGACAUUCCUGGCGGCGAUUCGCCAGGGUGCGUGCGCUUGGCUGUUUGUCACGUGCUCCAGACGGCCGUGGACUUCUUCCGCCGCUUUGCAGUCCUAGUCCGUAACUAUCCUCAGUAUUUGCUUUGGCUCGUGUACUCGCCGCACGACAGGGGUUGCCCAUGUCGGCGGGACGUCGCCAGGGACCUGCUCGAGUCCUCCGAGAAAGACAUAUUGGAUGCCACCGCCGUGAAAUUCAGGACAAUCUUCCAGCCCGAACUCCGCGUGGCCAUGGCCACCGGGCGUUGGCCGAAGUACGUGCACGAUCUCGUCCAGGACAUCGGGGGCGCGUGGCAGGUCGACACGCAGGAAAUCGAAGGCUUGAAUAAUACAGUGAAGACGAUCGGCAAGAGGGCCCCAUCCAUAGGCUGGGAACUAAUGUCGGCACGAGUCGUUACCAAGAAAGAUCUCGCCCAGCAUUGCCACACGAAGCCCGACAGAGAGGCCUACGUCAAGGCGUGCGCAGACUUCCAUGAUGACGUUUUGGAUGCAGGCCCGAAUCUUUGGCAUUCGAGCGAGGCGCGCUUUGCAGAAGUGACCGUCGACUCGUUCACUCGGCCGCCCCCGCCGAGUCCAGCGCCCCUCGACGUGAACUCUGCGAUCGACAAGUGUUGCGCCAAGUUCAUGCUGCAGCUUCGCCGGUCUCUUCGGAACAAGGGCAUCGACAUCCAAGACCCCACCUGCGGGUACGCGAUCCAGUUCGAGGUGUUCGAGGACUAUUCCGACGGAGGUUCGAGGGUCCUGGAGUCCAGAGAGUUUAUCAUUGCACACGUUCACGCCACCAGGAAAUGGAUUGUGAACGCCUCCAUUCAACACGGUGGUGAAGGAUCUCGGUAUGGCGACAUUGGAUUGGUUGUGCCCCUCUCGAUCGACAAGCUCGUCAAUGUCGUGAGACGCACGCACGCUGCUGCCAUGGUGCACAACGACGACGACGACCGCGGUGAUGACCACCCGACCAAGGUCGGCAACGUGUCCGUGAAGGUCGCGUCGCUCGGUGCCCGGCACGCGGCUACCGCCGCCGUGGACGUCGUGGAGAACCUCGAGCCCCGCCCCGUCGACGACCUGUUCGACAGCGACGCCGAGAGUGACUCGUUAGAGGAAAUCCAGGAAGCGAUGGCAGAGAUGGACGAGAGAGGCGACGACCUCGCCAGUCCAGAUGCCCCAGGAGAGGAGCACGAUGUCCACCCUUUGUGGGGCUUACUUGAGGACCACAAGGAAGCUGACAUUGCAGAGAAGCGCUUGCACGUGGCGGUCAAAGAGAAUGAGUCUGGACUCCUGGGCCAGGUUUUGGAAUACGUCCAGUUCGUCGAAGGGCACUGGGCGAUCAAGGCGGAGCUUGAGAUGCUCGCGGGGGCAGGGGGCGACGUGCCGCUAGGCCAUGUGCACCGUGGGGUCUGUGACCCCACGGGGUCAGCUGUCCCGCUGGUCCUGCUGGUCCUGGGCGCGGACAGAAUGCAGGACGCAAUGGCAUGGUGCCCCUCAGCCCUGAAGAGGAUCUCUAAUCACCAGACGGCUGACGUGGCCAACCGCGACCUCUCGAAACGCUUGGUUGAUCGACGGCUGAAAAUGAGCACGGCCUUUUCAGGGAUUGGUGCCCCAGAGAAUGCUGCAUUCAUGAUCCAGAAGUCCGUUCGCAAGUACUUGGAGCUCAACCACCCAGGCACUGAGGGUCGGGCCAUUCAGUUCGCCCCGCAGUAUGCCAUCGAAUGCAAUAGCAAAGCGCAGGCAGAAUUGUCGAUGCUUCCAGAACCCCCUGCCCACAUCUUCGAAGACAUCAGCGAUUUUGUCCCCGACAAUCUCCGCACCGCUUUUGGCCUAAAUGGAACGCCGCAGCUUCCAAUGAGUAAGCUGAAGAAUAUGUUGAUGAAGUGCGACGUCAAGCUGGAGGCGCGGUGCGUCAUCCAUGGUGAGCACUGCGCCAUGGAGCGCUCCCACAUCCACAUCGCUGGCACGCACUGCACGAUGCACUCGCAAUUCGGCCUCAGGAAGAAGGAUAGUGGCAAGGAGAUGAAGUUCUUUUGGGUGUGGGUGGCAAUGAGAAGAAAAUUAAAGGCAGCUGGGCACGACCACUCGCAGUCUGGGGCCCUGGACAACUUCCUCAACUGGCAGGAGACCUUCCGGCAGAUCUUCCGGAGGCAGUGCGCCUUUUUCCUGGAUGCCUACCUGAUCGCAUCCAAGUAUGAGAUUGCCAAGGAGAAGGCCUGGGCCGAGUCUCGGCCUGGCGUGAGAUCGCGCUGGUCAGAACCAGCCAGUCGAAACGACCCAGAGUAUACGAACUUUCACUCUUGCAAGAGGUUCCUCACCAAGGUGGAGCGCGAGAACCUGGACUGGGGCAUCAGGCACUGUCCAGGCGACGUCCUGGACUUGAACCAGACGCCUUCUCAAAGGCUCCUCCGAGGCCGCGGGGGCAUCAUUCCGUCGUUGAUCGCUGGCACUGGCUUCCUGUACAUCGUUCCCAGCCCGUCGGCGGAUUCCGAUGAAUCUCUCGCGCCUCUCGAGCCGCCAGGAGGCCCUCGCGAUGAGCAUGAGCCCCCCUCGACCAGCCCGAAGGACUUCGCGAGCUGGGUCGCCAGCACGCGGCUCCCAGAUCGCUGGUUCACGUGCAGUGAGCUUCUGACCUCGAUGGGGUACCCUAUUUGCUCUCGCAGCCAGCUUGCGAGCACGGGCAGCUUGGGGGCGUCGAGUGCGCAGCAUGACUGGCACACUGCCGCCCGCUGCCAGUUUUCACAUGGCGUGCAAGCAAGCCCGCAGUGCAGGACUGUCAAGUCAAUCAGGCAUGCUGCUGGCAAUACGAUCCAUUUGAACCACGUCGGCGGCCACAUCCUCAUGGCCAUUGUAGCUUUCCCUAGCCUGGGGGCCUCUAUUGGACCAGCGUCUGCCCGCUCGCGAAUCAACGCGAAGAGAGUAACGGCCGAACGUUUUGGUAGCCUGUUCUCCCCCGACCCUCUGGAGCCCCAGGAAUCCAUCCGGACAGGUUGCGCUGAUGCUGAUGCUGACGCUGGAAGCGUCAACCUGGCAGAGCUCGAUCCAUUCGAGGAGUUGCCGCCGGAGGCCGCUGGCAGCGGCUUCAAGUCUCGCUACCCUGACAAGUCUGGGAGGAUUCUCCAAGAUCAGGCCAGAGCGAACUACGUGCUCUCUGAGAAUAUCACGGUUGCUUUCUUUACCAAGGGCGCUCGGAACGAGAUCAUUGCCGUCCCCGAGACCAGCGACCCCAUUGAGAUAACUAACCUGCUGGGGUCGCUUACGACCCGCGGGGGUCCAGGACCCAUCGAGCUCCCCUGCGCGUUCGUUGCUGGCGCGCACCUGAUGGAGGCUGCAUACGCUGCUUGGGAGGAGCAACCGAGCAACCCUCAAGUUGCUUUCUCAAUCGAUGCGGGGAUGCCAGGAGUCACUCUGCUCAGGCCCAAGACGCCCAGCGAUGCGCUCGAUUUUUUCGGGUCGGGAGGCAACGCCAUGAACGGGUUCGCAUCUGGCAUCUCGUUCUUGGACGCGCUGACGCAGUGCGACGUCAUUAGCAAGGGGUGGGCGAACUCCAGGAAGGCCGACAAGAGCGGCAAGACCGACAAGACCGAUAAAAAGCCAGCCUCCUCCUCCGACCGCUUCAAAGGUUAUGAAACUGAUUAUUGGAACUUUAUCAAAACCGUGCAUACUGAUUACGUCGAGGCGUACGGCGGGUUUGAUGGUUUCAAGGCGGGCAGGGCGUUCGCUAACCACUUAGCGAACGCGAAGCUGUGGAACCAAUUUUCCGAAGAGAUGAACAGGUGCGCCGACUUCGUGGCCAUGAACCCCUCCGCUGGAACGUUCAGCUCUCACGACAUGCUGUUGUGCCUGGAACAGAUUUGGACUCUAUUCGCCCGCCGGCCGUUGACGAAAUCCCACAUGGUAUGCUUGAUUGAACUGUGCAAGUUCACGUGCCCCUGCGACGCGGAUGAGCGCGGCGCAGAGUUUGCCAUUCAGACCCUCUCAGAUGGCACGCACUUGAAACUCGUCUUUGCCCCCCAGGGGCAGACCCUUGCCACGUCCCAGGACGAGCUUGAUUUCAACCAAGGGACCGUUGCGAGCCUGUUUAUUGUCGAAUCAGAGGCCCCAGCAAAGAAGAGGCGCAGGAUAUCGGGAGUCAAAGGGUCUGAAUACUUUGAACUUACUUUGAACGCCAGUGAGAGUGACGCCAUGGAGGGGGCGACCGUGAAAGUGACACUCUGCAGGACCGCCAAGCUCAAAGCCGCGCAACAGUUUUUGGAGCAAGCUCAGAAAGUGAUGGAGAUUGCAGCUUUCAAGAACAGCUUUUUCUCUAUGGACUUCCUCCUGAAGGACAAGGGCGAGUGGGAGGCGCUGUACAAGAAAUUCAUGGCUCUGACUCUGGAGGCCCUCACCCGCAUUCACCUUGACGAGUUGCGCAUGACGGAAGCCGCCGACAAGCAGCAGUGGGACAGUGCGGUUCAACAGGUGAAGGGCCACGUCGACGCGUUGUGCUCAUCAACCCGGAAGGCCGUGGACGCGGCUCUGGGGGCUCAGUGUCAGGCGCUCAAGAAGGUCCGCAUUGCGCUACUGAUAACAACCCUGGCCCUCUUCCUUUUCCUUCCUUUGAAGGUUGGCUCCAAGAACUACGUUGUCCUCCGCGCGACGAUGUCUCGCAUCGACUGCCCCUUCACCCAGGCGGAGCGGAUUGCUGGUUAUGCGACGGCGGAAUUGAUCCGCUUGCACGAACUCGACAGCACUGGUGGAGUGGGCAUUCUCGAGGCCAUGCCGCAUGGGAAUGGGAACCCUGGGAACAAGGAUGCUCCGCCCCGUGGCUUGUUUGUGCAGCUCGGCAACAAUGAAGACGUUGAGAAGGUCGCCAGCUCGUUGACAUGGACGUUGGUCGGCAGAGUGGUGUUGACUCCUGGCCAGCCGAUCACUGGCAAGAUUGGUUGUUACAAGGCUGGGUUGGUUAGCGUUUGUGGCAUGGACUUCCACGUGAACGUCAAGCGCCCCGAGUUUGGUCCUGGCCACGACUCUGCCACUAUGAGUGUUGGGUGGUGGGUUCGCACGUUGAAGGCCAACGGCGGCCUGAAGCGCCCCACCAUGACGUCCGACAUUUGCCAGCAGGAGAUCCUCGUCCCUGGCGGCAAGGUCGGCGACCCGCAGGUCGUCCUGCGCCUGAGCCUCAAGCGGCUGCGCUUGGACCCGAGCGCCUUCACCGAGCAGCUGGAGGGGUUCGACAACAAAAAGAACCCCCUUCACCAGCUGGGCUACCACGACGGGGGCACGGAGGUUACGAAGGAGGGCGAGAAGGACCGCGAGAAGGACGAGGAGGGCGGGGCUGGGGAGGCCCCCCAGGGGGCCCAGAGCCUGGGCUACGCCUUCGAGCUCACGAGGGCCAUCUUCCCAGAGGAGAUCAAGCCAGCCCCAUCGCAGCCUCAGGGGGGCGGCGGUGACGUCACCGAGUUUGCUGACGCCGACUUGUGGGGAACUAGGGAUGCCAUGAUGAAGAUGUGCAAGCACGUUUUCUGGGCGUCGUAA